CGUCACUGUGUUUCCGGGAGCAGCUGAGAAGGUGACACACUGAUGGCCGUUAAAUAACAAUCACAUGGUGUUUGGUGACAAUCAUGGAUGCCCUCGAGGACACCUUCAGGACUCUCUCCAUCGCCAGGAGACUGGAGCCCAGUGAGGCCACGUACAUUCUGGACCUCUCUCUUGCAUCCAGUGGGUCAGAUUUGCUGGCUGUGUGCUGCUCCAGUUACUCUGUGCACCUGCACUGCAGAGAAACGCUCCGCCUGGUGGGAGAGUUCCAGGGUCACACGGCUCCUCUGUGUGGGGUCCGUUUCUCUCACCUGUCCCCUCACCUGCUGUUCACCGGCUCGGCCGAUGGGACAGUGAGGUGCUGGGACGUCCGACAGCCUGGUUCUAAUGCCACCCAGGUGUUUCGCAGUGAUUCGACACAUGCGUACUGCUCGUUUGACGUGAGCUGUAGUGACCGUGUGCUGUGCGCAGGCACAGAGCAGAUAGAGGAGGAGAGUUUUUUAGUAUUCUGGGAUGCCCGUAUGGUUCAGGAUGGAGGUGCGUCGGGCUCUAAGAUGGGCGGUCUGCUGGGAGUUUACUCAGAAUCGCACAGUGAUGACAUCACGGCGGUGAAGUUCCACCCACAGCAGGCGGAGCGUUUGGCUUCUGGGGCCACAGAUGGACUUGUGAACGUGUUUGAUCUGAGUCUGGGUGGAGAGGAUGACGCUCUUGUCACCACCUGUAACUGUGAAUCCACUGUAAGCUCCCUCUGCUGGACAGGCAAAUAUCUUGACCAGCUGCUUUGUCUGACUCAUGAUGAGGGGCUACACCUGUGGGAUGUGGCUCGCCCAGACAGCGAUGACACUUUGACCCUUGUGAGUUCGGCUGAUGCCCGAACACUUGUCCAGCUCCCUGAUGGAGCCUCACUCGAGUACUUUGUGGGCGGUUCAUGGAUGUCAGAUGAGGAGCGUCUUCUUUUAGUAGGAGGGAGUAAUAAUGGAAAGCUCCACCUCCUGGACUGCAGUGGGAGUGGUCUGAAAUUCAUUAAAUCCCUUAAAGGGGGUCAUUCAGCUACAGUGAGAUGCUUCCAGUGGGAUGCGAUCGCACGAUGUCUGUUGACGUGCGGGGAGGAUGGCCAGUUGUUGCAGUGGAAGGCGGGAGCAGAGGAAAUCAGUGUGGGGAAGAAAGAUCCUCUGAAAAGCAUCUCCUCCAUGCAGCUCAAAACUAAAGCUCACAGAAAACAAGCUACAAAGAAAGACCGGUCAAAACUCGCAUGAUCACAUAUACUGCA
This is a messenger RNA of Rhinichthys klamathensis goyatoka, 1267 nucleotides long. It is a transcript of the gene wdr89, whose product is annotated as WD repeat domain 89. NCBI's taxonomy places the organism in Eukaryota, Metazoa, Chordata, Actinopteri, Cypriniformes, Leuciscidae. The transcript is spliced from 3 exons. The record is from RefSeq and is a predicted model, not a curated record. Gene Ontology annotation, molecular function: protein binding. Bases 84 to 1253 code for a protein of 389 amino acids.